Molecule: messenger RNA, 1017 nt
Organism: Ogataea philodendri
Lineage: Eukaryota; Fungi; Ascomycota; Pichiomycetes; Pichiales; Pichiaceae
Exons: 1
Coding region: 1-1017 (338 amino acids)
Biological process (GO): transcription preinitiation complex assembly; transcription initiation at RNA polymerase II promoter
Cellular component (GO): transcription preinitiation complex; nucleus
Molecular function (GO): TBP-class protein binding; RNA polymerase II general transcription initiation factor activity
Source: RefSeq, a predicted model, not a curated record
AUGCCUUCGCCUUCUGAAAGACCCAAGGGCGUCAAUUUGAACAUCACGCUUGUUUGCCCGGAAUGCAAGGUGUAUCCUCCCGAGAUUGUUGAGCGACACAGUGAGGGAGACAUCGUUUGUGCUCUGUGCGGGCUUGUGUUGAGUUCGCGGGUCAUUGACACUCGUUCCGAGUGGAGAACGUUUGCGAACGACGAUCAGAACGGUGACGACCCUUCGCGUGUGGGAGAGGCCACGAACGGCGUGCUGGAGUCGGACCAGCUGUCGACGGUGAUCAGCGCGGGAGUUGACGGCAAUCGGGCUGCCAGAGAGUUGAAUAGAAUCCAGAACAGAAGUGUUGUUGAUAGAAAGGACUAUGCUUUGCAGGCGGCGUAUUCGCGGAUCUCGUUGUUGUGCGAUGGUUAUCAAUUGCCGCGUGUGGUUCAGGACGGUGCCAAGGAGGUGUACAAGCUGGUUCAUGACGAUAAGUUGCUGAGAGGUAAGAGUCAAGAGGCCAUUAUGGCUGCGUCGAUCUUCUUUGGAUGUCGCAAAGCCAACGUUCCAAGAACAUACAACGAGAUCUGGGCGUUGACCAAUGUGCCCAAGAAAGACAUCGGCAAGGUUUCGAAGGUGAUCAAGCAAAUUAUCCAGAGAAAAGACGCAGAACAGGGCGGACUUAUUACACACCGCAACAAUAACAUAUCUACAACACAGACCAACCCUGAAGACCUGGUGGGAAGAUUCUGCUCGCACUUGGGACUUAGUCCGCAGAUCACUACUUCCGCACAACACAUCGCACGCACAUUAAAGGAAACAGGUGUUUUGGAAGGACGGUCGCCAACCACCAUCGCAGCCACAGUGAUUUAUUUUGCAACCACCAUCUUAAAACAGCCAGUUCCGCUCUCACGGAUCAGCGAAAAAACAGGCGUCUCAGAGGGAACCAUCAAGUCGUCGUAUGUGUAUUUGCACGGAGCCAAGGAGAAGCUUGUUGAUCAAUCGUGGAUCGAUUCCGGAAAGGUCGAUCUAUCAAUGUUGAACUAA